UCGCCUAUAAAGUGGUUUCGAGAGCCGCGCGCCCGCCUCAGACACACUCCACCCUUGAGCAUGACAGGGCAUUGCCUUUUCAUCAUGACGAGAUUGCUCGUAUUACUGCUGGUGAUACUGCCAUAUUGUGCAGCUCAGUUCAGAAUUUCAGGACCGAGCGAUGGUAAUCGAAAAGCUCAAGGAUUAACCUAUGAUAAUCAAAAGGGAAUUAGUUAUGAUGACCAAAAAGGCACUGGGGAUUUUUCAAUCCAAGGUGCGAGUGAUGGAACUACUAAUUUCAAUAUCCAAGGCGCUUCAGACGGAAAUACCGAUUUCCAAAUCCAUGGCGCUACGGACGGUAGGGCUCAGUACUACGGACCUUCGGCAGGAAACGCAAAUUUCCAAAUUCAAGGAGCUACAGACGGGAACGCUAAUUUCCAAAUCCAAGGAGCUACCGAUGCAAAUGCAAAUUUCCAAAUUCAGGGUGCUACUGAUGGAAACUCCAAUUUCCAGAUUCAAGGAGCUACUGAUGGACAUAGUCAAAGCUCUGUUCAAGGUCCUUAUGAAGCCAAUCAAGGAGGACAACGUGCUUUGCAGUACAGAGAUCCUAAUAGCGAGUGUUACUCAGGAGUUAAUGUGAACUGGAGGUCCUACCACAAUACCCCGCGAGCCCAACCUGCUGCGAAUCCUGAAGAAUACGCGCCAGCUCCAGUUCCAGUUGCCAGACGCAGGAAGCAAAAACAGCAACAGCAACAAGUUUAUCAGCAACAACCAGAAGCCCCAGUUCAAAAACAGAAUUUGAAUUACAAAGUGUUUAACAAAGCGCCACCACAAAUUAUGCAAAUUCUACAAUUCCAACAGCAAAUCCCGUAUGAUUUCAACAGUGCAUUGACGUACCAGCCUCAUCAACAAACUCAACCCGAACCAGCGCCAGCACCAGCACCAGCACCACGUCCAGCUCCAGCACCAGAACCAGCUGUCAAUGAAGUACCAGCAGAAGCUCAUCAACCGGUCGAACAACGAACUCGUCCAUAUCGUGGAAGACCUCGAGGAUACAGCAGACAGAAGCGUCAAGCUGACCAGGUUCGUCGUAGUCGCCAGCAAGCGAACCAUCAACAACGCCAACAAGCACAACAAGCUCAACCAGCUGAGCCACAACCAAAACUUCAGGCAAAUAUUCCUUCUCGUAUUCAAGAGCUGCUCAACUUCCAACAGCAAAUUCCUUAUGUAAAUCACAUUCCUGAGCAAUGGAGGUAUGAAGCUUUAUUAGCUCAGGAGAAGGAAUUACCACAACCAAAAUUCCAACGACAACCUGAACCAGAACCAGUACGUCACAGUCAACGUGUCAGACAAAAACGACAAACUCAACCUCAGUACAAAUCAAGUCUUCCAGCUCAUUUGCAAGAGCUUUUGAAGUUUCAAGCACAGAUUCCUUAUGUUAACGGUAUUCCGGAGCAUUUAAGGUAUGAAAGACUAGCAACUCAACAAGGACAUCAACGUCAAAAGCGUCAAGCUCAACCCCAGUAUAAAUCAAACCUUCCAGCUCAUUUACAAGAGCUUUUGAAAUUCCAAGCACAGAUUCCUUAUGUCAACGGUAUUCCAGAACAUUUAAGGUAUGAAAGACUAGCAGCUCAACAAGGACAUCAACGUCAAAAGCGUCAAGCUCAACCUCAGUACAAAUCAAACCUUCCAGCUCAUUUGCAAGAGCUUUUGAAAUUCCAAGCCCAGAUCCCUUAUGUCAACGGUAUUCCAGAACAUUUGAGAUACGAAAGACUAGCCACUCAACAAGGACAUCAACGUCAAAAGCGUCAAGCUCAACAACAACCCGCAGCCGAGCCUCAACCUCAUUACAGCACAAAUCGCCCAGCUCAUAUUGAACAGUUAUUGAAGUUUCUAGCACAAACUCCUUACACCAGUGCUAUUCCUGAACAAUUUAGCGCCGAUAAAGUGAUUGGCAAUCAAAGACAAAAGCGCCAAGCACCGCAGUACUCUAAUCAAGCGCCUCAACAACCUCAAUCGGAAGUAGAUCUUUCUCAGUAUCGCAGAGUAGCUCAACCACAAGUAGAAGCAUCCCCUCAAUACUCAACAAACCUCCCGAGUUCGAUAAAAGAGCUCCUCCAAUUCCAAUCUCAAGUUCCUUACGAUAUCAUCGCCAACAGCAUAAGUUACAAGUUAGACAAACCUUAUGUGCCUCAGCAAGUUGCGCCAGCGCCAAUUGUACCUUACCAACAUCAACCACAGCCUCAACAACAAGCUCAGCCAAUUUACCAAGAACCGGCUCCGCAACCUCAGCCCCAGUAUCAGCCCCAAUAUCCACAGCCGCAACCUCAAUCUGUAGAUCCAGUUUAUCAACCAUCGCCUAUAGCUCAACCUCAACCUCAAUCUCAAGCGUAUCAGCAGCCAAAUCCUUUCUACCAGCAGCCGCAACCUCAACCUCAGUCGCCAGCCUAUCAAUCCGGCUUACAAGCGCAGCCCCAGUUCCAGCAAGUCAACCAUCAACUCAAUCAACAGCGAAACCUUCAAUCUCAACUCAUUCGGCCGCAAUAUCACCCCAACGCCCUUCCCGCUGCCUUCAAUCGGCAAAUUCAGGAGCAGUACCCGCAAUUCCCCCAGCCACCACAAAAUAACGUUCGUCCUGUUACCGAAAAUCAGUAUUGA
This is a messenger RNA of Cotesia congregata, 2637 nucleotides long. Lineage: Eukaryota; Metazoa; Arthropoda; Insecta; Hymenoptera; Braconidae. The record is from the annotation of a GenBank genome assembly.